Macrobrachium nipponense is the source of this 845-nucleotide messenger RNA. RefSeq lists its product as uncharacterized. Bases 1 to 525 code for a protein of 174 amino acids. The record is from RefSeq and is a predicted model, not a curated record. The transcript is spliced from 2 exons. Lineage: Eukaryota; Metazoa; Arthropoda; Malacostraca; Decapoda; Palaemonidae.
AUGAAUCUCGAUGCGCCAAUCGGAACGCUUCUUUUAGCCAUUGCCCUCACCGACGCCAACAUCAUCUUGACCACAGGCGCGCCCGAAGAGAUCAGCGGCGGCGCAUCAUCAGCAGUAGUAAGUGCGCUGUCUCUGGGCGCUCUUGCGCUCAAAACCGCGGGCGGACGCGGCGGCGGCGGGAUCGGGAGAGCUGCCGCAUCUAUUUGCCUGCCUUUCGGCAGCCCCGAGCUAUAUUUUGCAAUGGCUGCCGACGGAGAUGUCUCGCUGGGCUGCGGUCGUCGAUUUGUGUGUGAAGUGGAGGCUGCUGCUGUGGAAGAUGAUUUAGCAGAGGAAGAACUGCUCAUUCGCGGUGUGUUCUCGAGAGGACCUAUCGCCUUCGACGGGACUCCCGCCGUAGUUUUCGCAGAGGCAGGUGCCCUAGGGGCCACACAAGGCCUAGAAGCCUGCACCAGAGCUUUCAAGACCUGUCCCUUCGGUAGGAAGACCAUCUUUCUGGCUUUCAAAGACGCGCAGAGGGUCUUUUAAUGCUUCUAAAAGCGUUUAAAUCUGGUUACACGAAAUCUCCAUUUUUUGGGGGGGGAGACAUUCGGUUUCCAGUUCAACCUAAGUUCAAAUGAUCUCCUCUUUGUCUCCCAUAGACCGUGAGGACUGGGUAGUUUGGGAGAUUUAAUUUCAAGGUUUCAAAGUUACACAUUAGCGAAGUCUAAAAAAAUCUUGCUUUUUCUUUUAAUAAAAUAAAAAGUCCUGUUAAAAAACGAUUUUUUUUAAUGAGUAGGCCUAUUCAUGGCUGCCGGUCCUAAUUACGUUAAAUGUUUAUUCUUAAUAAAAGUGAUAAUAUAUUAUUA